Molecule: messenger RNA, 2507 nt
Organism: Manduca sexta (tobacco hornworm)
Lineage: Eukaryota; Metazoa; Arthropoda; Insecta; Lepidoptera; Sphingidae
Product: zinc finger protein 26
Exons: 3
Coding region: 127-2289 (720 amino acids)
Biological process (GO): regulation of transcription by RNA polymerase II
Cellular component (GO): nucleus
Molecular function (GO): RNA polymerase II transcription regulatory region sequence-specific DNA binding; DNA-binding transcription factor activity, RNA polymerase II-specific; zinc ion binding
Source: RefSeq, a predicted model, not a curated record
AUUGUUACGUCAUGUACACGACGUCCAUUUCCGUGCCACCAUUUUGUAUUCGUCUCUUGUCUAUAAUUUUCGAAUAGAUCGUCUUUAUGGAUUCGUGCCGAUAUAUUAUAAAACACAAACAGUAAAAUGGAAAUGGAAACUUCGUGGUCUAAUUUCUGUCGGUGUUGCUUGUCCGCCGAUUCUGAAGUGUCACUUUUGGAAUCUCAAGAUAAUCUGAAGGAUAAAUUCCGUGAAGUAACUACGAUCAGGGUGUGUGCAGACGAUGGUCUGCCCCAAAAGUUAUGCACAGAGUGUUUUACCAUCCUGAUGACCGCUUAUCAAUUUCGUAAGCAAUGCAUCAAAAUGGACACAGAGCUGCGUGCACAACUAAACAUAAUUCUCAGUGACCGUAAUGAAAAAGGCUCUGAAGUUAUCGAACAAACAUCAAAUUACGAGGAACCAACUGAAGAAGAAAUAGCAAAUGACCCUGUUAAACAAUUGGAAGCUAUAAUUAAAAAAGAACCAACGGACAGUGAUGAUGAUUAUUAUUAUGUCCUAGUCAUUGAUGACCCCAAAGACAAGGAGUCUAAGGAGAAUGAGACGUCACAAGAUACAAUGAACCAGGAACAAAUUAAAAUUGAAGUAAAUGAUGAAACAAACGCAAUAGAGUCAUACACAGAGCCACAACACCACACUCAGUUUGAACAAACCAUUGAUCAGUUCUUGAUGUCUAACACCAAAGUGCCUGUUAACGUGCCAGCUACUAUUCUAGAAAAUGAAGAGGAGGGCCAGGAAGAAGAUAUGGUAUCCAUGAAUGUAGAUGAAACGCAAGACAGCACCUCACAGGACCAAGGCCUACAGCAAGCAGAAGAUGGACUCGAAGAAACAAUUGCAGAUGAGCUCUCCCAGGACAUUGUGGACAAUUCCAAGAAUUACAUCAAAAUACUAACAUCUGCAGGUAGUGAUGGUACUAUACUUUUGAAAAGUAAUGAUGGAAUCCAAUAUUUAACUGACACCCAAUUAGUAGCAAAUGAAAAUGAUGGCGACCCAAUGGGGCAAGAAGUAAUACUUUGUGAAGGUGAUGAAUCAUCACAAUUUCAAGUCUUAAAGUAUGAUGGAUCAGAGCUGGUUAUAGAAUAUGCCGAUGAUGGGCAAAUUGCAACUGUAUUGCAACAAGAAGAUGGCACAUUUCUGUGUGACUGUGGGGAGCAGUUUGAAGACUUAGCAGAGUAUGAAAAGCAUCAAUACAAACAUAAUCCUGGGGGAGAGAACCUCUGCAACUUAUGUGGCAAAGGAUUUGAGUCUCCUGAGAUUUUGGCUGGACAUAUGCUGCUCCACAGUGUCACAGGAGUCCUAAUUACAUGCCCAUACUGUAACCAAUUAAUAAAACGGACAGCACUCACACAACACAUAAAAUAUGGACAUAACAACAUCAAACCCCGCUGCAACAUAUGCUUGAAAACAUUUGCAAAUCCCAACAAUUUGAAACGCCAUUUAAUGAUCCACAGUGGGAUAAGAGAAUUUGAGUGCGACAUCUGUUUCAAAAGGUUCAGCCAAAAGAUCACAAUGCAAACGCAUAGAUUGACGCACAUGAACCCAUUCACAUGCCACAGCUGUGAACAGUCGUUUGAAAGUAAAGCUGAUUUGACAACUCACAAAGAUUCCGGAGAGUGCUCAAAGUCCAAAGUUAUUAAGGUUAAGGAAGAACUGAUGAAAACAAUCAAGCAGGAAGUGACCACUAAUCUUGGCAAACUGUUGGGAUAUGCAUGUUCGUUAUGCAAGAAGAUGUUUUCGAUGGAGUCUGCUUUAGAACAACAUGUUGAGACCACCCACAUUGUCGAUCCAACUGAGUUACUGUGCUCGGAGUGUGGAGAGGUCCUACCUUCGAAAAAAGAUAUGCAAUUGCACAUACUGUCACAUAAGAACUUAAAGCCCAAGAAUGCGAAGAGGUUUGAGUGCAGUAUUUGUGGCAAAGGAUGUGCCAGUCAAGCCAUGCUCCUCAUGCAUGAGAGAGUGCACACAAAUGAACGACCAUUUCCAUGCCAGCUUUGUUCACUCACGAGGUUCAAGACGAAAACUCAUUUACGGACGCAUCAACUCACUCAUACAAGGGAAAAGAAGUUUGGAUGUUCUGUCUGUAUGAAGUUCUUUGCUCUCAAAGGCAAUUUGGUGGUACAUUUACGGACACACACUGGGGAAAGACCCUAUGUUUGCUCUCUAUGUGGGGAAGCUUUCAUAGACUCAAAGUAUCUCAAAAAGCACAAAUUAAAGAAACAUGCUAUAGAAAAUGUCCCAUGGAAUCAAUACUAAAGUAGCAUAAUAUUAACUUAUUUAAUAAAUUAAGGGCAAUAUUUUGUAAAUAUAUUCUCUUGAGUUGAACACCUGUUGGUAUGCGGAAAGCAUGUUUUAGUUGUACACUAUAAUAUAUUGAAGCCACAUGGUAUGGAAGUUAGUUGUUAAGUUUUUUUAUAUUAUGUUCUAGCUGUAUUGGUCUGUCUGCCGCUUAAUAAAUAUAUGAUACGCAUCGG